AUGGCGGCGACAGAGCAGGAGUUCCCAGAAGAGCCCGUGCCGCUCAUCACGUUCGACGACGGCACGAAGCAGCUCAAGGUGAACGACGCGGCCGUGGAGAUGCUACGCCGUAUCGAAGGCCACGUUGCGGUCGUGGCCAUGGCCGGACUCUAUCGCACGGGCAAGAGCUCGAUGCUCAAUUGGCUGCUGGACAGACAGAACGGGUUUCGUGUGGGCCCUACUGUCGAGCGCUGUACCCGCGGCAUAUGGAUCUGGGGACAGCCGCAGCGGCACCGAAUGGCCAAUGGAAAGGAUGUGUGGGUGCUCGUGCUCGAUACGGAGGGCAUGGGUGGCCUCGAGGCCUCGCAGCAGUACGACGCGCGCAUCUUCUCGCUGGCCACGCUCUUGUGCUCGAAGCUCAUUUACAACAGUCAAGGGAGUGUCGAUGAGAAGGCCAUUGGUGGAUUGAGCUUCAUUGCCAAUUUGGCGAAACACAUUCGAGUCAGUGCCGCGUCGACAGGCGAGAGCGACGAUGACGCCGACGUGCGGCAACUGCACAGCUUCUUUCCGUCUUUUCUGUGGGUCGUGAGAGACUUUACGCUCGAGCUCGUGGACGAAGAUGGUGACCCCAUCUCGAGCAGUGACUACCUGGAGCGAGCACUGGCGGACCAGCCACGCACGCCGGCCAACAUUGAGCGCAAUCGGACCCGUACUAUGAUGAAGGACUUUUUUCGCGAACGCGACUGCAUCACGCUAGUGCGUCCUGUGCACGACGAGUCCAAGCUGCAGCAGGUGGACGAGCUGCCAAUCAAAGAUCUACGACCAGAAUUCCAGCAGCAACUUCGCGCUGUCAAGCAAAUCGUUUACGGCGAUAGCCUACAGCCCAAGAAGCUGCACGGCAAACCUCUGACAGGCAGCAUGUUUGCUGGCUUGCUGCAAGCCUACGUGGCUGCGAUGAACAGUGGCGGCGUCCCGGUCAUCACGUCUGCUUGGGAGGGCGUGACUGCAAGCGAAAGCCGGAAAGCGAUGACAAGCGCCGCUGAAGCAUUCAAGAAUAGUCUGCGUGCUCUGGAUCUGCCUCUUGAUGUCGACGACCUCACUGAGAAGAUCAAGACUGCCGAGGGGCAAGCUGUGGCGCAUUAUCGUGCUGCUGCCAUCGGCGACAGUGCCGCGAAGCUGGAGGCCGACCUGCGCAAGCGCAUGGAAGUCGACAAGGCUGCAUGUGCUCGGGACAACUUGGCUCAGAGCAAAGAAAUGUGUGAACGCUUGCUCCAGGUGCUUUACGCUGAACAAAUCCAGCCCAAGCUGGCCUCUUCAAGUGGUGACGACCGAGGCGGCUUUGCGGACAUGCAGCAGUUCUCGCGCGUAUGGCAGGUAUUUCGCGACGCUUACCUUCACAAAGCUCGUGGUGGUGCUAAACUCGAGUGCCUCUUGACUUUCUCGGAGGCCAAGUACGCUGAGGCGAUGCGAAUUCUGUUGAGCCGACAGGAAGAAGGCUAUGAAAGCAAAGUCAGGAUGCUGCAGGGCGAUGUGUCAAAGGUGAAAGAGGAACUUGGCAGCGUCGGCGGUCGAGAGCAGAUUUACAAGGAGCAGAUCGAGCAGAUGCAGGUGCAGUCGUCACAAAUCAUGUCGGAGAAGGCGCGUUUCGAAGCGGAGUCCCAGGCUCAGCGGGAACGCAUUGCCGAUCUGGAGAGCAUGCUGCAAGACGGAGCUGCCACGAAGCAGAUGGAGUCCAAGUAUGAAUCCGCUGGUCCAAAGCGCACAAGUGGGACGCAGAAGCGUGAGGGCUUCGACAACGAGCUGGAGCGCAUAAAGUCCGACUACGAACGUGUGGUGCAGGAGAAGGAGCGUCAGGAAAUGGAGCUCAAUCUGCUGAGCGAGGAGUGUCAACAGCUGCGACAAGGCCAGACUUGCGGCUGCACAAUUUCCUGA
This is a messenger RNA of Hyaloperonospora brassicae, 1911 nucleotides long. The record is from the annotation of a GenBank genome assembly. NCBI's taxonomy places the organism in Eukaryota, Oomycota, Peronosporomycetes, Peronosporales, Peronosporaceae.